AUGGCCAGGAGCAAGGGCACCCUCCGCACAUGGCUAGCCUGCCCGGGGCUGCUGGGCUGUUUCUUGCUGGGCUUUCUUGCAGGGUGGUUUACAAAACCGACCGAAAAAAACCUCAGCUCUUCAGAUGUCUAUGAAAAUGUGCGACAGAAACUUGUGGCUGAAAUGAAAGCAGAAAACAUCAAGCAAUUCCUUCGCUCAUUUACCAAGUUGCCUCACCUCGCAGGAACUGAACAGAAUCUUCUUCUUGCCAAACAAAUUCAAGGCCAGUGGAAGGAAUUUGGAUUGGAUUCAGCAGAACUCGUUCAUUAUGAUGUGCUUCUUUCGUAUCCAAAUGAAACGCAGCCAAACUACAUCUCAGUAAUUGAUGAUCAAGGGAAUGAGAUUUUCAAUACAUCACUGUUUGAACCAGCUCCACGGGGAUAUGAAAAUGUUACUGAUAUACUACCACCAUAUAAUGCUUUUUCAGCACAAGGAUUGCCAGAGGCAGAUCUGGUGUAUGUGAAUUAUGGCCGUACCGAAGAUUUUUUCAAGCUCGAGCGUGAAAUGGGAAUUAACUGUACAGGAAAGAUUGUCAUUGCCAGAUACGGGAAGAUCUUCAGAGGAAACAAAGUUAAAAAUGCCAUAUUAGCAGGAGCUCAAGGGAUCAUACUUUAUUCAGACCCUGCUGACUACUGUGCCCCAGGAGUAGAUGCUUAUCCAGAUGGCUGGAACCUUCCAGGUGGAGGAGCCCAGCGUGGGAAUGUGUUAAACCUGAAUGGAGCUGGGGACCCUCUAACACCAGGUUAUCCUGCAAAAGAGUAUACUUACAGGUAUGAAGUUAAUGAAGGUGUAGGGAUUCCCAAAAUCCCAGUUCAUCCUAUUGGAUACCAUGAUGCAGAAGUAUUAUUACGUGCAAUGGGAGGACCUGCAGCUCCAGACAGCAGCUGGAAAGGAAGUCUCAAUGUGUCUUAUAACAUAGGGCCAGGAUUUGCAGGCAAUUCUUCUACAAGGAAAGUCAGAAUGCAUGUUCAUACAAAGAAUAAUAUAACACGGAUUUACAACGUCAUUGGCAUUCUCAGAGGAGCUGUGGAACCAGACAGAUAUAUUAUUUUAGGAGGUCAUAGAGACUCUUGGGUAUUUGGUGGUAUUGAUCCAACUACGGGUGCAGCUGUUCUGCAAGAGGUUGUACGGAGCUUUGGUAAAAUGAAGAUAAAAGGUUGGAGACCUAAGCGAACUAUUAUUUUUGCUAGCUGGGAUGCAGAAGAAUUUGGAUUAUUGGGUUCCACAGAAUGGGCUGAGGAAAAUGCCAGAGUCCUCCAGGAACGGGCAGUUGCUUACAUCAACACAGAUUCUUCUAUAGAAGGUAACUACACAUUGAGAGUUGACUGCACCCCUCUUCUCUACAAACUGGUGUAUCAUCUGACAAAAGAGAUUUUAAGCCCUGAUGAGGGUUAUGAAAAUAAGUCUCUUUAUGACAGUUGGCUUGAGAAAGACCCUGCAACUGAAAAUAAUAACUAUCCCAGAAUAAACAAACUGGGAUCAGGCAGUGAUUUUGAAGCUUACUUUCAGCGACUGGGAAUUGCAUCAGGCAGAGUCCGUUAUACCAAAAAUAGGAAAGCAGACAAAUUCAGCAAUUAUCCUGUUUAUCACACUGUGUAUGAGACCUUUGAGUUAGUGGAAAAAUUUUAUGACCCCACCUUCAAGAAACAGCUAACAAUUGCCCAGUUACGAGGCAAACUGGUUUAUGAACUGGCAGACUCCCGGGUCAUUCCGUUCGACUGCAGAGAUUAUGGAGAAGCCUUAAAAGGAUAUAGCAAUAGAAUUUAUAAAUUGGCCAAGAAACAUGAAGAACAGCUGAAAUCUUACAAAGUAUCAUUUGAUCCUCUUUUUUCCGCUGUGAUGAACUUCUCAAAGGCUGCUACUGAAUUUCACAGGAGACUUGAACAAGUUGACAAGAAAGAUCCAGUUGCAGUGCGAAUCAUGAAUGAUCAGCUGAUGUUUCUAGAAAGAGCUUUCAUUGAUCCUCUUGGCUUACCAGGACGGAAGUUUUACAGACACGUCAUCUUCGCUCCAAGCAGUCACAACAAGUACGCUGGAGAGUCCUUCCCGGGGAUCUACGACGCCAUGUUUGAUAUUGAAAGCAAAGCUGAUCAGCAUGAAGCCUGGGAAGAAGUUAAGAGGCAGAUUUCCAUCGCAGCCUUCACUGUGCAGGCAGCAGCAGGGACACUGAAAGAAGUAGCGUAG
Molecule: messenger RNA, 2223 nt
Organism: Leptosomus discolor (cuckoo roller)
Lineage: Eukaryota; Metazoa; Chordata; Aves; Leptosomiformes; Leptosomidae
Product: N-acetylated-alpha-linked acidic dipeptidase 2
Molecular function (GO): carboxypeptidase activity
Source: RefSeq, a predicted model, not a curated record